This is a messenger RNA of Lotus japonicus, 1371 nucleotides long. RefSeq lists its product as uncharacterized. Lineage: Eukaryota; Viridiplantae; Streptophyta; Magnoliopsida; Fabales; Fabaceae. The transcript is spliced from 4 exons. The coding region runs from base 90 to 1082 and encodes 330 amino acids. The record is from RefSeq and is a predicted model, not a curated record.
UAGUGAUAGCGAAACAUGGUAUAGAAAAGAAAAGAAAUCGAAGAGAAGAAGGUUUAACCCUAAUUGAGAUUCAACAGAAAAACCCCUCAAUGUCUCACCGAGACUCUGAUUCGAAGCUUCGCCAUUCCAAGUUCGAUCGUGAACCAAGCCCCAAGAGAUAUCGAAGGGAUGGAAAACAAGAUAGGGAAAGGGAUAGAGAUAGAGAUAGAGAAAGGGAAAGGGGAAGUGAAAGAGGAAGGGACAGGGACAGAGUAACCACAAAUGGUGGAGGAGGAGCAGGAGGAGACCAGAAUCCUAUAGAUCGUGAUCAGAGAAACCUACCGCCACCUCCUCAUUCUAAGCAGGAGUCUGUUGGUGCUGGUGACAAGAAAUCAAAUGAUCAUCAGGAGCCACCCAAACAUUCAGCUCAACCACCGAGAUCUCGCUCGUAUUAUCAGCAUGCUGAACGGGGUAAUACUGAGCAGGUUGGUCGAAGUGCUGGUCGAAGGGAAGCUGGUGGAAAAGCUUUUGCUCAAAGUAAAGAGAAUAGCGAAAGGGUGGAGACAAGUCAAAGUAGAGAACAGAGAGAUGAGAAAUCACAGGCUAAACUGGAUGAUAAUCUCCACAGAAGAGAUGGUUCUCCUGAAAGGAAAGAUGAUCCACCUUCUAAUACUAGGAAAAGACCAGCAUUUAGGGAGAAGAAGAUUCAAGGGGAUUCAGGAGAUGCUAAUCCAGCUGUGAGUACUGAGAGAGUAAAGGCCAGCCAUACUGACCACCCUCCUGAAAGGAAUGAAAGGAAGGAGGAAAGAAGUGGCAACCCUCGCCAUCUGGAAAGACAUGAGAAGCAAAUUGCAGGGGACAGAGCACCCAACAGGAGUGAAGGUAGGAGGGAUGGCUUUUCAUCAAGGGCAAGGUAUGGGGGCAGUGGAGGCAAUAAUAAUGACAGGGGAAGAGAUAAAUUUAAUGCAAGACAAGGUUAUCAUCCUAUUAAGACUCGAACAGAGAAGUGGAAGCAUGAUUUGUUUCAAGAGGCUGACAACGAUCCUGUUCCAAAGAAUGAGGAUGACCAGAUUGCAAAGCUGGAAGCACUCUUGGCUUCAUAAUAACUAACAACAGUCAGUUUGAGUUGAACUUGUUAAUGUUUUGUUUUAGAUAUCAUCAUUUCACUCCUGGCUUGUUGGACAAUUUCCAGGGAUGAUUUAUUUCAGUGAUCAAUUACAUGAUUUCUUUUGAUCUCUGGUUUACGUGUUUAAGUUUUACGGGAUGUGUUGCACUUGAUUUGGCGAUUCUGUUCAUUGUGGUAUCGUGUCGUUACUCUCAGCAAAGCUAAUGUGUCUGUUGAGCACAAUGAUUGUCAGUUUCCGCUAAGGUUAACAGGAAAUGUUAGAGGAA